GAUGCUGCUUCGUCCACGACCGUUUGGCUAACCACACCGAGAACUCGGAACCGCCUAGCUCCAUUCCCUCCCGUGUUGCGCCGCGCCCCUCCGUCUGCACCUAUUCCGUUGUGCGUCUGCGUCAUGGAGUCUCGCCAACGCAGUCCAACCCCGCUUUUGAAGACAUGUCGCACAUGUGCCCACGCCAAAAUCAAGUGCGAUCGUUCCCAGGAAUCCAACGUCUGCGAUAGGUGUCUCCGGCUGGGCAAGGAGUGUACCUAUGCCGUAGCCCGCGGGAGGAGGCCACCGGGGCCGCGUUCAAGGUCCAACAAGUUGCUGCAGGUCCCGGAGAGGCCGGCCCCAUCGGUGACCGAAAGUCCCUCCGCCUCUGAAAGCCUCACGUCCGAUCAUACCCGGACCCCUCCGCAACCUACUGCCCCUUCUGGUAGUUCAUCAGCUCAACAGUCCCGAGCCGGGCAAGCCGGUCCAGCCGAGGAAGCCGGUUCUGGCCUUUGCAGCGGCGCUCAUGACCCGUUCGAGACCGGCCAGCUUUCUAUCGAUCAAGGCCAGGAGCUACUCGAAAGGUUUUGUACCAAGUUGACACCUCAUUUCCCAUUCAUCAUCAUCCCAGCGUCAGAAAAUGUGAGCUCUUUGAGACAGACCAGGCCAGCCCUGUUGCUGGCCCUUCUUGCUGUAUCGUCAUUUGACGAUGUCCGGCUGCAACGAGCGCUGGGUCAGAUGUUCAACGAACUCAUCGCGGCUCGUUUGGUGAAGGGUGACUUUGCUUGUCUCGACAUACUCCAGGGCCUCCUCGUCCAUCUCGCCUGGGCCCACUUCCAACCCAGGCCAAAGAGAUAUUCACAGCAUCUUCAUCUAGCUACCAGUAUAGUCUCCGAUCUGCGUUUCGAUAGACCCAAGAAUCCGAAACGAUGGAAUGUUGAGGGGAUGAGCACUUCACAAGACUAUGUCGAUUCGUUGGACGAAUGUAGGACGUUCCUAGGAACAUAUUAUCUCUCAUCAUGCACGAGUAUCGUGCUUCAGAAACUCCGCAUAGUCACCCUAUCUAGUUACAUUACCGAUAUUGCCGAACGACUAGCGGAAUUGUCAGAAUACCCCACCGAUCAGUAUCUCCCAUACAUCAUCAGCCUACAGCGGCUCGCAGAAGACAUUGAUGACAUUGUCAAGAACGAGUCGACACUGGAUCCUAUGCAGAUUCAAGCUGCUGUGUCAGAAGCCAAGGAAAGGGUCGACGUGUUCAAGAACGGUCUAACCUUCGCCCUCGGCGAUUGUCCAAUAUUGGUACCUCAAUUGCACACAAUCCAGCUUUGUCUGAACCAGCUGUCUCUACCAGAGACACCUUUUGGUCUCAACAACCCACAAAACGCCCCGAUGCAGCGGUUCAUCGCAGGCUUGUCGGAGAGUAUCGUAUCGGCCAAAUCUCUUGUUAGUGUCCUCCUCCAUACGCCUCAUGGACAAGAGGUCUACUUCCCGAACAUAGUUUGGGUGAUGCUGCAUUGUGGUUUCACUCUAGCUGCACGGCUUGAUCUCCUGGCUGCGGAUCCCCGGGUGGGAUUCAUGGCGGAGCAUCUGAGGCAAUUUGCAGACAUUGGCCACACCAUCCGCCAGGUCGUCCUCAGGCUUGACGCUGCAAGUUCACCAAAACUUGACGACAGGGGCGACCGCGACAGCUUCUACCACUUUGCGAUCCGCGCGAAACGGGUCGAGAAGUUCUACCUGCAGGCGCAAAGUCAGGCUGCAAGCCAGCAACAACAGCAAGAGAUUUCGCCUCAGAACCUGCAUGUCAGUCUUCCAGCGACUACCGCAAGUUUCACGACCAUGGGAACACCGAGCUCGGAUUUGUCAAAUCACAAUCCGAGCAUGGAUUACACAGUCGCACCCUCACUUUUCUCGCAGGCUAUGGCGCCGCCGGGCGGAAACGUCGCAUAUCCAGACUUUCCCAUGCCCAACACCGCGACGAUGGUUUCGAACCCCGGGUUCGUAAUGGAUACCCUCUCCUUCUUACCAGAAUCAUUCAUACCUUUCAGAGGCUGGGGAAACGUGAUGGAAAAUGAGAACGGUGGCGGAGUGCAAUUUUAG
Messenger RNA from Colletotrichum orchidophilum, 2076 nucleotides. RefSeq lists its product as uncharacterized. Gene Ontology annotation, cellular component: nucleus. The transcript is spliced from 5 exons. Gene Ontology annotation, molecular function: transcription cis-regulatory region binding; DNA-binding transcription factor activity, RNA polymerase II-specific; zinc ion binding. Gene Ontology annotation, biological process: regulation of DNA-templated transcription. The annotation marks the transcript as partial. Lineage: Eukaryota; Fungi; Ascomycota; Sordariomycetes; Glomerellales; Glomerellaceae. The record is from RefSeq and is a predicted model, not a curated record.